AAAAACAAGAACUAUAUGGUAACAACUCCACUUUUCAUUGACACGACCAAAUCCAAGCUGCCUGCACAGAGCACGUAAAGAAGAUAACAUGGCAAUGAGGAUGUGGGCUUCUUCUACAGCCAAUGCACUAAAACUCUCCACUGCCAUCAGACCUCAGUUCUCUCCUGCUUUCUCUCUCUCCAGAUGCUUUUCUACUGUUCUGGAAGGCUUUAAGUAUGCAAACUCACAUGAAUGGGUAAAGCAUGAAGGCCCGGUGGCUGCAGUUGGUAUCACUGACCAUGCUCAGGAUCAUCUUGGAGAAGUGGUUUUCGUGGAGCUGCCGGAUGCUGGUUCUGUUGUUAGCCAAGGCAAAAGUUUUGGAAAUGUUGAAAGUGUAAAAGCCACCAGCGAUGUUAAUUCUCCAAUCUCUGGUGAGGUUGUUGAGGUUAACUCCAAGCUCAGCGAGACCCCUGGUUUGAUCAACUCAAGUCCAUAUGAAGAUGGAUGGAUGAUUAAGGUAAAGCCCAGCAACCCAUCAGAACUGGAAUCCUUAAUGGGUUCAAAAGAAUAUACAAAGUUCUGUGAAGAAGAAGCAGGCCAUUGAAACUUGUAUUGCUACAUUUACCUUCCCUGGACUAACUGGUUGAAAUCAAUACCAUUCUGAGAACUUCAUGUGAAUCAGCAUCUUGACGCAAAGAUAACUACUUGAAGUUGCUUUUAUGGCUUCUUAAUAUCUUCCCUUUCCACAUAAUGCAUGCAUUCUCCCCAUGUAAUCAAGACCAUUUCUUUGUCUUUGUUGUUUCAAAUUACAAAUUUGCUUUUUUUUUUGUUGCAAUAUC
This is a messenger RNA of Coffea eugenioides, 818 nucleotides long. Its product is annotated as glycine cleavage system H protein, mitochondrial. Lineage: Eukaryota; Viridiplantae; Streptophyta; Magnoliopsida; Gentianales; Rubiaceae. The record is from RefSeq and is a predicted model, not a curated record. Gene Ontology annotation, biological process: protein lipoylation; glycine decarboxylation via glycine cleavage system. Gene Ontology annotation, cellular component: mitochondrion; glycine cleavage complex; cytoplasm. The coding region runs from base 89 to 583 and encodes 164 amino acids. The transcript has 4 exons.